CAAAUUCUGUCUUCCCCUUCCUCUCCUCCGGCUGCCCAUAGUUUUCCUUCCUCGAUCUCGUCUCUCUCUAAAAUAAUAUUUCUUCUUCUAUAUAUAAGGAGAGAGAGAGGCGUAUAUAUACAUACAUACAGGCCUAUAUAUACAUAUAGGCUUUGAGGUUUUCCGAGGAGGGAGGGUUUUCUGAAGUUCAUUGAAAUGUCGCCGAGCAUGAGGGACGUGCAGAUGACGGCGACGAACGGAGAUUCGUCGGAGGAUUUCGGCGACUGUGAGGAGGUACGGCUACUGGAUUCUUACGACGAGGAGAAUUCCGGUGAGAAUUUGAGGAGAAUUCAGGUUAGAGUCACGGGAAUGACGUGCGCCGCCUGCUCCACCUCCGUCGAAGGAGCUCUCAUGUCCUUAAACGGAGUCGUUAAGGCUUCCGUUGCUCUUCUUCAGAAUAAAGCUGAUGUGGUUUUCGAUCCUCACGUGGUCAAGGAUAAAGAUAUUGAGAAUGCCAUAGAAGAUGCAGGAUUUGAGGCAGAGGUUCUAGCUGAACCCAAUGCAUCUCAUGCCAACACAAACGGAACAGUGUCAGGACAGUUCAUGAUAGGUGGUAUGACAUGUGCAGCAUGUGUAAACUCUGUUGAAGGUAUCCUGAGAGGUCUUCCAGGCGUCAAAAGAGCAGUAGUUGCUUUGGCUACAUCAGUGGGGGAGGUUGAAUAUGAUCCAACUGUUAUCAGUAAAAAUGACAUUGUCAAUGCAAUUGAAGAUGCUGGUUUUGAAGGUUCAUUGGUGCAGAGUAGUGCACAGGAUAAAAUCAUACUAGGAGUUGUUGGAAUUUCUGGUGAAAUGGAUAUGAAAUUGUUAGAAGGCAUUUUGUCUAAGUUGCACGGAGUGAGACACUUUUUUUAUAACCCCACAUCAAGAGAGCUAGAAGUUGUCUUUGAUCCUGAGGUUCUUGGUUCAAGAUCUGUAGUUGAUGGCAUUAAUGGGGGAAGUGGGGGCAAAUUUACAUUACAUGUUAAGAAUCCUUAUACAAGAAUGGCUUCUAGAGAUAUUGAAGAAUCCUCAAGCAUGCUUCGCCUUUUCACAGCAAGCUUAUUGCUUAGUGUUCCUGUACUUCUGAUGCGUGUAGUCUGCCCCCACAUUCCUUUGAUCUAUGCUAUACUACUUCGACGCUGUGGUCCCUUCAAAAUGGAUGAUUGGCUGAAGUGGGCCUUGGUGACUGUUGUUCAAUUUGUUAUUGGUAAGCGCUUCUAUGUUGCAGCUGGAAGAGCACUUCGAAAUGGCUCAACAAACAUGGAUGUCCUAGUUGUGUUGGGAACUACAGCGUCAUAUGUUUACUCAGUAUGUGCACUACUUUAUGGUGCAAUUGAAGGAUAUUGGCCCCCAACUUACUUUGAAACAAGUGCUAUGUUAAUCACAUUUGUGCUCCUGGGGAAGUACUUGGAGACUAUGGCUAAGGGAAAGACAUCAGAUGCUAUCAAAAAGCUUGUAGAGCUUACACCAGCAACAGCUAUAUUGCUUGCCAAAGACAAAGGUGGAAAAAUUGUGGAAGAAAGAGAAAUAGAUGCAUUGUUGAUUCAACCUGGUGAUAUAUUAAAAGUACUUCCCGGUACAAAAGUUCCUGUUGAUGGUGCAGUUGUAUGGGGCUCAAGCUAUGUCAAUGAGAGUAUGGUCACUGGUGAAUCUGUCCCUGUUUCAAAAGAGAUCAGUUCUUCAGUUAUUGGAGGUACAAUAAAUUUACAUGGUGUGCUUCACAUACAGGCCACCAAAGUUGGGUCUAGCACAGUUUUGAGUCAGAUUAUAUCUCUGGUUGAGACUGCGCAGAUGUCAAAAGCGCCUAUUCAGAAGUUUGCUGAUUAUGUGAGUACUUUUUCCUAUAUUGCAGACCAAAACUCCGAUUUUUUAUUCCACAUUGUGUGUUUUUGCUUAUACUGCUUGGCUGCUUGCCUUAUUUCAGAUGUCUUAUUUUGGGUAUUUUAUGACUUACAGAUUGCAAGCAUUUUUGUUCCUGCAGUUGUUACUCUUUCAUUGCUGACAUUCUUAGGAUGGUAUCUUGCUGGGGCUGUUGGAGCCUAUCCAAAAGAAUGGUUACCUGAACAUGGCAAUUAUUUUGUUUUUGCACUCAUGUUUGCAAUAUCAGUUGUGGUAAUUGCUUGCCCAUGUGCACUUGGUUUGGCAACCCCAACUGCUGUUAUGGUUGCAACUGGAGUUGGUGCCAAUAAUGGCGUGUUAAUAAAAGGAGGUGAUGCAUUAGAGAGGGCACAGAAGAUUCAACAUGUAAUAUUUGAUAAGACAGGCACUCUAACCCAGGGUAAAGCAACCAUCACAACUGCAAAAGUUUUCACAGGAAUGGAUAAAGGAGAAUUCCUUACAUUGGUAGCUUCUGCAGAGGCUAGCAGUGAACACCCAUUGGGUCAAGCAAUAUUGGAAUAUGCCCGCCAUUUCCAUUUCUUUGAUGAACCUUCAAAUACCAACGAUACACAAAGUCAUGGAGCGAAGUCCAAGUUCUCUGGAUGGCUGCAUGAUGUCUCAGAUUUCUCUGCAUUGCCUGGAAGAGGUGUACAGUGCUUCAUUGGCGGAAAAAUGGUUUUGGUUGGUAACCGGAAGCUACUGACUGAAAAUGGAAUAAGUAUAUCAAAAGACGUAGAAAAUUUCGUUGUAGAAUUGGAAGAAAGUGCAAAGACUGGCAUUUUGGUAGCCUAUGACAAUGUUGUAAUAGGUGUCAUGGGGAUAGCAGACCCUCUAAAGAGAGAAGCUGCUGUUGUUGUGGAAGGCCUUAUGAAAAUGGGCGUCAAUCCUGUCAUGGUCACCGGCGAUAACUGGAGAACAGCUCGAGCUGUUGCAAAGGAGGUUGGUAUUCAAGAUGUUAGAGCAGAAGUGAUGCCAGCAGGAAAAGCAGACGUAGUUCGCUCAUUCCAGAAGGGAGGAAGUGUGGUCGCAAUGGUGGGAGACGGUAUCAACGACUCUCCUGCAUUAGCUGCUGCUGACGUCGGGAUGGCAAUCGGGGCCGGAACGGACAUCGCAAUCGAAGCUGCAGAGUACAUACUGAUGAGGAGCAACUUGGAGGAUGUCAUUACCGCCAUCGAUCUCUCGAGAAAGACCAUAGGCCGCAUCAGGUUGAACUACGUAUUCGCCAUGGCCUACAACGUGGUCGCCAUCCCCAUAGCGGCAGGUGCGUUCUUUCCUCUGGUAAAAGUGGAGAUGCCGCCGUGGGUGGCUGGUGCAUGCAUGGCCAUGUCUUCUGUUAGUGUUGUGUGCUCUUCUCUGCUUCUCAAGAGAUACAAAAAACCAAGACUUACCACAAUACUGGAAAUCACUGUAGAGUAGGAUCAUUGGAGCAAAAUUGAUUAUAAAAUGUUGAAAAACACCAACAAAAAAAAAAAAAGAUUUCCAUUUUACCCUCAUUCCUUUCUUAGGUACUUAAGGUGUAUAGUCAGUUGUCUUCCUAAUGUAUAUUUUGUAUCCCUUGUAAGAAAAGAUGAAAUUGAGAACUGAUUGGGAGGAAUUAAGCCUAACCCAGCAAGAGUUGGCAGUUUUUUGAAGUUAAUAAAACAUAAAUAUAGAUUAACUUCGGCUUAA
Messenger RNA from Ipomoea triloba (trilobed morning glory), 3564 nucleotides. RefSeq names its product copper-transporting ATPase RAN1. Gene Ontology annotation, cellular component: membrane. The record is from RefSeq and is a predicted model, not a curated record. Bases 196 to 3312 code for a protein of 1038 amino acids. Gene Ontology annotation, molecular function: ATPase-coupled monoatomic cation transmembrane transporter activity; ATP hydrolysis activity; copper ion binding. Gene Ontology annotation, biological process: monoatomic cation transport. The transcript has 8 exons. Lineage: Eukaryota; Viridiplantae; Streptophyta; Magnoliopsida; Solanales; Convolvulaceae.